AUGAAGAAGCAGGCCGAGAACCUGCGCUACAUCAUGGAGGCACCCAAGCUGGAGAUCAGCCCCGACGAGCGCGUCACUAUACCGCUGCUCAACAACCAGGACUCGUGGCGGCGCGACGCGCGCAAGGGGCAGUACAGCAAGAAGUCUGGUGGCGCCGCCGAGCCCAAGCAGGGGUCAUACUGGGACCGCGUGGAUUGGGACAUCAAGGUCCCGGGUGUGCCUGACAAGUGGUACUACAGGGUGUUGUGGGUGGCCCUCAUUGCGGGUGUAACAGUCUACUUCAAUUGGUCCGCACUGCACCAUUGA
This is a messenger RNA of Monoraphidium neglectum, 306 nucleotides long. RefSeq lists its product as hypothetical. The coding region runs from base 1 to 306 and encodes 101 amino acids. The transcript has 4 exons. The record is from RefSeq and is a predicted model, not a curated record. Lineage: Eukaryota; Viridiplantae; Chlorophyta; Chlorophyceae; Sphaeropleales; Selenastraceae.